UUGCCCGAUUACGCUGUCCUGAGCAUUGUGCUGAGUUCCGUCGUGGUGGUGUUGGCGGUGGCGUCAGGUUUUAUAUACAGGCACUACAAGCUGGAGGCGGCGAUCGCGUCCCAGAACUGGCGCGUGCAGUGGUCGGACUUGGUUGUGGUGCCCCGCGAUACGGCGCGAGGCAGUGUCUACAGCCAGGUGAAAGGAAGCCGCCUCACAUUCUCAUCUGGCGACUUAAGCCUUGCUGGCGAUAAGCAGGUGUUUGUACCGGUGGCUUUCUACAAGGGAACGCAAGUAGCACUCAAAGCUGUGCGCAAGGUCGAUCUGACGAGACCUAUUUUGCUCGAACUGAAGAAGAUGAAGGACUUACAUCACGACCAUCUCGUGAGAUUCCUUGGAGCUUGUUUAGAUCCACCGAAUUGCUACUUACUAACUGAAUAUUGUCCCAAGGGUAGUUUACAAGAUAUCCUAGAGAAUGAACAAUUUAAGCUCGAUUGGAUGUUUCGUUACAGUCUCAUGCAAGAUCUAGUCAAGGGAAUGUGCUACUUACACAGCAGCGACAUGCGGUCACAUGGGAAUUUGAAAUCCUCAAACUGUGUAGUGGAUAGCCGCUUUGUACUUAAGAUCACAGAUUUUGGUCUUUGUAGUCUGCGAUCUAUGCGAUCUGAUUCGUCUGAAGAUGAAAAUUCGUAUUCUUAUUGGCACAUAUUUAAUCUUACAUUUUGUCAUAUUUUUGUUUUGUUCCGUAUUGAUUUAAAAUUGUCUAUAAAUGAAACAAUAGAUGUAAAAUUUGAUAAGCGUGAAAACGAAGUAAAAGUCAAGAAAGAUUACAAAUUACAAUUUAAAGCUUCUGUGAAUGAG
This is a messenger RNA of Gryllus bimaculatus (two-spotted cricket), 849 nucleotides long. The record is from the annotation of a GenBank genome assembly. NCBI's taxonomy places the organism in Eukaryota, Metazoa, Arthropoda, Insecta, Orthoptera, Gryllidae.